Molecule: messenger RNA, 2031 nt
Organism: Carassius carassius (crucian carp)
Lineage: Eukaryota; Metazoa; Chordata; Actinopteri; Cypriniformes; Cyprinidae
Product: isocitrate dehydrogenase [NADP] cytoplasmic-like
Exons: 9
Coding region: 168-1415 (415 amino acids)
Biological process (GO): isocitrate metabolic process
Cellular component (GO): cytosol; peroxisome; mitochondrion
Molecular function (GO): isocitrate dehydrogenase (NADP+) activity; NAD binding; magnesium ion binding
Source: RefSeq, a predicted model, not a curated record
AAAGUACAUGUAUGAGGAGAGCUGGAGAGCCUAUGCCAUCCACUCAGCUGAUAGGAAACAACGCCUUCCAAGACUAGUCCAAAAACCUUCAAGCCUCCAUACGACACAUCAACCAUCUGAUAUUUCUCCAUUUACUCCGGUACAUCCUCAAAAGAAAAGGGUCCAGAAUGUCUCAGAAGAUCAAAGCAGGUUCUGUGGUCGAGAUGCAGGGAGAUGAGAUGACCAGAGUAAUAUGGGAGCUCAUAAAAGAGAAACUCAUUUUCCCUUAUCUGGAGCUCGACCUGCACAGCUAUGACCUGGGAAUGGAGAACCGUGAUGCCACAGAUGACAAGGUGACUGUUGAGGCGGCGGAGGCUGUGAGGCGCUACAGUGUCGGCAUCAAGUGCGCCACCAUCACUCCUGAUGAGAAGCGCGUGGAGGAGUUCAAGCUCAAGAAGAUGUGGCCCUCUCCUAACGGAACAAUCCGGAACAUCCUUGGAGGAACUGUGUUCCGAGAGGCUAUUAUCUGCAAAAACAUUCCCCGAUUGGUUUCAGGCUGGAUCAAGCCUAUAAUUAUUGGCAGGCACGCACAUGGAGACCAGUACAAGGCUACAGAUUUCGUUGUUCCCGGUCCUGGAACGGUGGAAAUGACAUACACGCCUAAAAAUGGAGGAGAGCCGCUCAAGUUUGUUGUCCAUGACUUUAAAGGUACCGGUGGAGUUGCUCUGGGGAUGUACAACACAGACAGUUCAAUCCGGGACUUUGCUCAUAGCUCUUUCAAGAUGGGGUUGAACAAAGGCUGGCCGAUGUACCUCAGCACCAAGAACACCAUCUUGAAGAAAUAUGAUGGCCGUUUCAAAGAUAUUUUCCAGGAAAUUUAUGACAAAGAGUACAAGGCUCAGUACGAAGCCAAAGGCAUCUGGUAUGAGCAUCGGCUGAUUGAUGACAUGGUGGCUCAGGCCAUGAAGUCUGAAGGCGGAUUUAUCUGGGCCUGCAAGAACUAUGAUGGAGACGUGCAAUCAGACUCUGUAGCUCAGGGUUAUGGGUCAUUGGGUAUGAUGACCAGUGUGCUUGUGUGUCCUGAUGGGCGUACAGUAGAAGCUGAGGCAGCCCAUGGCACAGUUACACGGCACUAUCGCAUGCACCAGCAGGGCAAAGAGACGUCCACCAACCCUAUUGCCUCCAUCUUUGCGUGGACACGAGGGCUGCUGCACCGGGCGGAGCUUGAUAAGAACGCACAGCUGCAGGUGUUUGCUGAGGCACUGGAGGCCGUUUGUGUCGAGACCAUUGAAGCUGGUUUCAUGACCAAGGACCUGGCCAUCUGCAUCAAGGGCAUGUCUGAUGUCAAACGCUCCGAUUACCUCAACACUUUUGAGUUCUUGGACAAACUGGCUGAGAAUCUGAAGAUUAAGUUGUCAAGUCAACCCAAACUGUAAAGCUGCUGGGUGAUGAUGGGGCGUUAACACAUGCACACACUAAGCUCAACCCUCACAUCACGUCAAGCUGCGGACUGUUUUAGUCUCAUUUCCUGUUUGCAGGGGACUAAAGACCAGUCCAGUAGGGGGAGCAGUGCACUUUCAACUGGAAGAUAAGAAAGUGUCUUUUUAAAUGGAAGGAGCCACUGUAACCUUCAUUAUGCUUUUAAAAACAAAUUUGAAGCAUUCAUAUAGUAACUUUUAUCACGGUUUAUACAUUUUAACAUUGCAACAUUUUUUAUUUUAUUUUUUAUCAUAUCCCCUGUAGUGCAAAAAAUAUGUUCUGCUAUCUAUCAGGUGCUUGAACACCUGUUGCUUUAUUGUCUGAGUGUGUAGUUGUCUUGUCUUCGGGCAUUCACUCUUGAAGCCAUCCCAAGAACAGUGAGAUCAACUGAAGUACUGGUAGUUCUCACCUGUAGACAUUCCUGUUCAUUGUUCACUCAGUUCACACCACUGUCUGUCACUGCAUUACAAAUGAAUUCCCUUAUAUGGUUCUGUUUAUGUCAGUCUGUGUGCUUAUGUGAUUAGGUCUUGUGCAGUUAUGACAUCAAUAAUAAAUUAGGCUUUUUAAGAAGAA